AUGGAUCUUGCCAAGUCACUGGGCUGUAGUUACUUUGAUGCAAUGAGUAGUUGUGAACACAAUUAUAGUUACACCUCUGAAAGGACUGUCCAAGAAAUGGUUUUAAGUAUAGGUGAAGUUAUCAGACAGGAUGUUUUGGAAGAAUUUGACAGAAGCCCAUUUAUAUCUUUAUUAAUUGACGAAACGACUGAUGUGGCAGUAAUGAAACAACUGAUCAUUUAUGACAAACAUCUGCAGACUAAUGGCACUACCAAAGUUUCUUUUCUGGGAACAGUUGAGGUUCAAGACAGAAAAGCCGAGACGAUCACUACAGCAAUCAAAACAUUUACUGAAGAACACAACAUUAUAUUGGAUGGUAAACUAGCAGGUUUUGGAAGUGAUGGAGCAUCAGUGAUGGUUUCCAGUUUCAUGAUUUCAAAUCACUGUGUUGCCCAUAAACUGGCUCUCGCUGUAGGUCAGGCUGCCAAUUCUGUACCGUACAUUAAGAAGUUCAACGACUUGCUUGACAAUUUAUAUAGAUUUUACGAAUAUUCACCUGUACGUUCAAGUGGAUUAAAAGAAAUACAGAAAGCAAUGACCAACCAAGUACUAAAGCCAAAGCAGGCGAAAGCUGUUAGAUGGCUCUCACAUGAAGCAGCUUGUGAGACACUCAGACAAAUAUAUCCAAGCAUUAUUAUCAGUCUGCACAGAGAAACCAGUGAAAGAAAUGACCCUGCAGCUUUAGGUCUGGCUAAGUUUCUAGAAGAAGGGAAGUUUUUUGCCACUUUGCAUAUGAUGUGUGACAUCCUGCAAUUCCAGGUCCUGCUUGAUAGAUUCCCAUUUAUAAAUGAUGAGGAUGCACAAAGGGAGUGGAAAACACUAAUGCCAGCAUUACACUGA
Saccoglossus kowalevskii is the source of this 879-nucleotide messenger RNA. RefSeq names its product zinc finger protein 862-like. Lineage: Eukaryota; Metazoa; Hemichordata; Enteropneusta; Harrimaniidae. The record is from RefSeq and is a predicted model, not a curated record.